Messenger RNA from Cololabis saira (Pacific saury), 1869 nucleotides. RefSeq names its product protein phosphatase, Mg2+/Mn2+ dependent, 1Na (putative) (gene ppm1na). The coding region runs from base 406 to 1707 and encodes 433 amino acids. The record is from RefSeq and is a predicted model, not a curated record. Lineage: Eukaryota; Metazoa; Chordata; Actinopteri; Beloniformes; Belonidae. Gene Ontology annotation, molecular function: manganese ion binding; magnesium ion binding; protein serine/threonine phosphatase activity. The transcript is spliced from 6 exons. Gene Ontology annotation, biological process: positive regulation of canonical Wnt signaling pathway; protein dephosphorylation; negative regulation of canonical NF-kappaB signal transduction. Gene Ontology annotation, cellular component: nucleus; cytosol.
GAGGGAUAAAACAUCACAAACAGAUUAGCCAAUAGAAAAACAGGACAACCAGAGCAAGUGGAACGAAGAGAGGGAGGAAGACGUGUGGAUUAGUGUGAAGGAGAGAAAAAACACUCUGAAGUUUCACUUUGGAAGGAUCAAAGAAUGAUGAUUUUGCUACAAGCCAGUUCGAGGAUGAACAAAUAAUCUGGAUAUUUGUUAUUGGUGUUUUGUUUUAUACAAAACCAGCUGUUUUUUUAUUUCACAGGAUCUUUAAGUCUCUUGUUGUUUACCUGUUUGGGCUGGCACAGCUUAACUGUUGCCCUGGACCUGUUGAGGAAAACACACAGCCGGAGGAGGGGCAGCAGGAGGAGACGGGCCGCCGCCAGGUCGAGCAGGAAGCUUGAGCACAGGCUCCGCGGCGUGAUGAGGACGGCCAGGCGCGCCAGCAAUGUGGAGGUGCCGUCCUUCCUCCGGCAGCUGGUCAAAGAGACGGAGAAGAUGGUCACAUUCUUUUUCAAAGGAGGAUCCAGAGACUCGGGGUCUGCGGACGACGACAACUUAGAUGACGACGCAAUGCCGAGCCCCUACCUGCAGCGUCCCAACUUGGAGAAGAACGUGUCAGAGGGAGGAUCCCAAGCGGGGCUGAACUAUGCUGUGGCCAGCAUGCAAGGAUGGAGGGCUCAGAUGGAGGACGCCCACACCUGCAUGCCCCAGCUGAGGGGAGAUCUGGAGGACUGGGCUUACUUUGCUGUUUUUGAUGGACACGCAGGCAUCACCGUGGCACAAUACUGCUCCAGAAACCUCCUGGACCACGUCCUGGCAACAGGUGGGAUCAAAUCAAACGAGGAGCCCGAGCAGGUGAAGGAUGGGAUCCGUGAAGGCUUCCUCGACAUUGACCGUCAUAUGCACAAACUGUCCCGCCAGGACAACUGGGACAGAAGCGGCUCCACAGCAGCAGGCGUCAUGAUCUCGCCGCGCUACAUUUACUUCAUAAACUGCGGGGACUCGCGUACCUUCCUCUGCCAUAACGGGCAGGUGGCGUUCUACACCGAGGACCACAAGCCGUCCAACCCCAGGGAGAAGGAGAGGAUCCAGAACGCAGGAGGAUCGGUGACCCUGCAAAGAAUCAACGGAUCUCUGGCCGUUUCAAGGGCGCUGGGAGACUUUGACUUCAAGGAGGUGGACUGGAGGCCGCAGACGGAGCAGCUGGUGUCACCGGAGCCAGAGGUGUAUGAGAUGGAGAGGACGCCUGAAGACGAGUUCCUCAUUCUGGCAUGCGAUGGGGUGUGGGACGCCGUUGGGAAUGAGGAACUUUGCGCCUUUGUGCGCAGCCGUCUGCAGGUGUGCGACGACCUGAGAGAGAUUUGCGCACAAGUGAUUGACCUCUGCCUGUAUAAGGGCAGCCUGGAUAACAUCAGCAUCAUCAUCGUGUGCUUCCCUGGCGCCCCCCAGGUGUCUCAGGAGGCGCUGCAGCAGGAGGCAGAGCUGGAGCAACAGAUCGAUAUGAAAGUGGAAGAAAUCAUCCAGAUGAUGAGAUCCAGAGAUGAAGACCCUGACCUCCUCUAUGUCAUCAAGUUCCUUGCAGCAGAAGAGAUCCCAGGCCUCCCCCCAGGAGGAGGCAUCACUAGCAAGCGAGACUGCAUCAUCUCUGCAUAUCAGAAACACGUUAUGCCCCCCAGGACUCAGGAGCCUAUGGACAUUGAAGGAUCAGAAGAGGAUUCAUGAUAACAGUCAACACCAUGUUCACCAUCUCCAUGGAGACCAAGAUGCUUGAACAAGAAGCUUUCCAUUUUAGAUGAGCAAUAAACUGAGAGGAUGAUUCUUUAAGUGUAUCAUGUAUGGCCUCAGGUAUUUGCUUUUUGGUCCAUUAAAGUUAAGUUAAAUCAA